This is a messenger RNA of Melampsora larici-populina 98AG31, 324 nucleotides long. RefSeq lists its product as uncharacterized. The coding region runs from base 1 to 324 and encodes 107 amino acids. The record is from RefSeq and is a predicted model, not a curated record. The transcript has 4 exons. NCBI's taxonomy places the organism in Eukaryota, Fungi, Basidiomycota, Pucciniomycetes, Pucciniales, Melampsoraceae.
AUGUGUUUCUUUAUCCCAUUACAAUUCGGUUGUCCAACCAAAAUCUCACAAGUAGAGGACCAAAAGAGUGAUAUCAGAAUUUGUCCUCAGUGUCAUAAUGGUUCAGUAUACACAUGUAAAACAAGAACAUGGUUUGAAUUUUGUUUUGUACCAUUGAUCCCAUUCAAAUCAAAACAAAUAUGGUUAUGUAGUAUAUGUAGAUGGCAAGCCAUCAAAGAUGAAAAUCCGGAUAAUGGACCUCCCAAAGUUCCGGGAAAUCCUACUAAUAAUAAUACUUAUCAAACUCAAGUUCCUAUGAAUUUAGGAUCUAAACCUACUACUUAA